CCACCCAAAAAAAAGGAAAAAAAUUUGAAAAAGAUGACUUAAUAGUAGAUGAAAAAACAUGAGGAAGGAAAACUGCAGAAUUUCAACCCAACAUUGUCUCGUCUUGUUCACCGCAUUUCCCUCUUAAUCCCAUCCGAGAUCUUCUUCCUCCCAUCUCCAUCCGCCACCGUGCCGCUACUCUAGCCUCUUGCGCUUCUCAUCGCUCCGCCGUAUUCCGUUCAUGCUUGGACGUAUUUCUUCAUCCCCCAUAUUCGAAACCCUAGCUCGAAAUUACGUAAUUACUAUUUCCUGAUUCAAUUUAAUCGUUUCUUCACAUUGAGAACAAAAGGUUAUCAUCUCUGGGGUAAUUAUCGUGUGUAACUAUGUCAUUUAUGCCUUUUAAUUUUGAUAAAUGCAAUAUUAUUUGAUGGCGGAUCAUAUUUCCCAUCUGGAUUGUAGUGUGGAGUAGGCUGCUAGUUCUUCGUAAGGAAAUUUGCAGAUAUCAAUACAACUAUCCCUCUCCGAAUUGUUGUAGAAUCAGCUUGGAAUUGUGAUUUUUGCAUUUUUCUUAUAAGUAUCUUGGUAAUUGAUUCCAUGGAUCCUAUGCACAUUAAGAUUUUCUCAUCCAAUCAGCACUAACAUUGGAAAUGGCUGAGAUUGGUGGAGGCUAAGAGGUUUGAUAAAAAAAAUUCCCUAGUUGUCAAUUUCAAAGAGAUUUUCCUGUCCCCAGUUGUGUAUCGAUAUCACGUGCUGGUGAAGUUAUGUUAAUGUCAAUUUAGGGAGUGUUUUUUUUAACAUGGUCUUGUGCCUGGUUGAAAGGUGAAGUUUUACAUUAAUGAGUCAUAUUUGCAAUGCUUCAGGGCUGAUUCUGAAGUAAAAAGAUUUGUUUUUUUCCUCUCUUUCUUUUUUCCUGGUAAAGUACAUAGAAGAGCAUGUCACGAGAAAGGGCCAGACGCGUCACACUCGCACCAGCUGAAGAGACUAUUGAGAAGAUUAAGAAAGUUGUAGAGGAAGGCAACUUCUAUGGCGCUCUACAAAUGUAUAAGUCUCUUGGUUCCAGGUAUGCUUUAGCUGACAGGUACUUAGAAGCCUUGGAUAUUUUUCACUCUGGGGCUUGCUUACAAUUAGCAAACGGACAGGUUACAUGUGGAACUGAGCUUGCUGUCUUGUUUGUGGAGAGUCUUGUUAAAGGAAAGAUCGCUUAUGAUGAUGACACACUUGAUCGUAUCAGGCAAAUUUACAAGAAGUUUCCACGAAUAUCUGUGCCGCAAAAUUUGGACCUAGCAGAUGAUGCUGAUAUGCAGCAACUCACUGAAGCUCUAGGAGCUGCAAAAACACGUGCUGAGGGUUGCUCAUCAUUCUUGAGAGCUGCUAUCAAGUGGUCUACAGAAUUUGGAGGUCAGAGGAAUGGAUCUCCUGAAAUUCAUGACAUGCUAGCUGAUUACCUAUACACAGAAUCACCUGAGUUGGAUAUGUCCAAAGUAACGUAUCAUUUUGUUCGAGGGAAGAAUCCAAAGAAGUUUGCUCUAACUCUAAUCAAUUUCAUGGGCAAGUGUUAUCCCGGUGAAGACGAUCUUGCUGUUGCACGUGCAGUUCUGAUGUUGCAGAGAGAUGCUUUGCCUCUCUUCAAUAUGUUGCGUGACCGUUACAGGCCAAGUAUAAGCAGGGAGCCUCUCUUUAACGAACUGCUGGAUGAAAUCGCGGAGAAGUUCUAUGGAGUACGACGUAGAAAUUCCAUGCCGGGAGGAAUGUUUGGGGAAAUUUUCAAGAUGAUGGCAGGAGACUAGUAGUAAACUUGCAAUUUGCGAUGAGAUAAAUUAUGACAGAAAUUGGUAAAAAUCGAUGCUACUUAAAGUUUAACUAUGAUUUUUGUUCUUGUUUAUAGUUUGCCUUCUUAUGGGCAAGGAACGCAACCUUUUUAGUAGUUCAGAAAACCUGUGACAAAUGGUUUCCUGUUUGUUGUUUUUUAGUAGUACUAUUUUUUUAGGGUACAAGAGCUAUGAUCGACUAAUUAUUUUUUAAAAA
Messenger RNA from Salvia splendens (bonfire salvia), 2004 nucleotides. RefSeq names its product protein GET4. NCBI's taxonomy places the organism in Eukaryota, Viridiplantae, Streptophyta, Magnoliopsida, Lamiales, Lamiaceae. The record is from RefSeq and is a predicted model, not a curated record. The transcript has 11 exons. Gene Ontology annotation, cellular component: cytosol. Bases 912 to 1766 code for a protein of 284 amino acids. Gene Ontology annotation, molecular function: protein binding. Gene Ontology annotation, biological process: protein insertion into ER membrane.